GCAGCCCAAAAAAAAAGAACCAAGCAAGCCGACGCACCUCCCUUUGAGAAACCGGUGAGAAAGCUUGGUUUGGCCUUCUUUUCUUGUUCAAGAACAAGAUUGGAGCCUUGAAACCUUCCCCCCCUGCAGAGAAUUUCGGAUCUGCUCUGUCCUUCCUCCCCUGUCCGCCGGCUGAUAGUGGCCCGCGUGUUCUGCUCUUCUUUUCUUCCCCCUGCAACCGGCCGAAAGCCCCAGCUGCUGCCACCCAUUUCCGGCUGAAAAACCGGAGUUUCCGGAUCUGCUCUGCUUGUCCGUCCGUUGCUGCUGCUAGGCCCGAAAUUCUGGGCAUUUUUAGGUUCUUGAUCCUUGGGGUACUUUAGUACGUGAAUUGAGUGCUCGAUUUUAUGCAAGUGAGGAAGCGAAACCGAGGACGGGGAAACCAUGGGAAGUGACGAGUUAGAAGGCUAGCCAUUUCGAGAUUGAUAUAGAUUUUAGAAAUAAAUCGUGAUCUUAUUGUGAAUUGGAUAAGUUCCGAGCCUUGUGCAUUUGUGGGACCCUCUCAUGAGUGCAUGGCGUCUGGCACGUCCUCGGAUUUGGGUUCUGAGGCGUGAUAGGGUAUGCAAAUUUUUGGGCAUUUUUUUUGUUCCGUGAGCUUCCCCCUGCACUGCCGUCGGCUUCUCCCCCUGCCAAGUCCGGUUCUGUUGGCUGAAAUUCUGCCUGUUUUGUCUCCGAUGUGGUCAUGUUAUUAGUGACUCUGCUAGUGGGGGAGUUUAUAAAUGCUAGCACAUGUCGGCAUGUAUUUCUGUAGAGCCGGUUCCUCCUGCCAGUGGGAGUUGUUAGACACUGGUAUUUCAGUGACCCUGCUAGUGGGGGUUAUACACCAGCAAAUAGUGUGCCUGCUAGUGGGAGGUUUAUAACACUGGCCAUGACCUAUAGAAGAGACGUCUAUUUCGUUUUCGUACCCGUAUCUGUUUUUCGUGAUUGCACUUGUUGGCAUGCUAUAAGUUUAAUAAAGGGCACUCCAUAUUUACUUAUUGAGUUUAUCUCAUAGUUUUCCUUGUCCACCAUUUCAGGAAGCGAAACUGAGGACGGGGAAACCACGGGAAGUGACGAGUUAAAAGACUAGCCAUUUCGAGAUUGAUAUAGAUUUUAGAAAUAAUCAUGAUCUUGUAAACUAAAUUUUAUUUGGAGAUUUUAUGAUAUCAGAGCAAAUUUUAAGAUUUUUAUUUUCAGAUUUUGUGGUAUCAAAUUGUGGUAUCAAAUUGUGGUAUGAUAAGUUUCGAGCCUUGUGCAUUUGUGGGACCCUCUCACGAGUGCACAACGUCUGCCCCGUCCCCGGAUUUGGAGCCGGAAGGAAAAGCAAAAGAAUGUGGAUGCUGGAUUGAAGCUGAAUUGAAAAAGGGGCAAGGGCCUGAUCAAAAUAACCUUAAUCUCCUUGUUAGAUCUAAACAAAGUGGUGGGAAUGGUCUUGGUGGUGUUGCAAGCUUAAAGGCAAAUCGGAAUGGCAACAUUUCUUCUUGCCAAAGUGAACCGGGAAAUAAGAAAUGGAUGAAGGAUACUGAGAGAUUCAGAAGAUAUUUAUCAGAGGCAGCUCAGGAAAAGAAUGAGCAAUCAGAGCUUGACAUCUACCUCAAAGAUAAAUUAGAAAUCAUGGAAAAUGAUGCUCAAUUUUAUGAUGUUCUUUCAUUUUGGAGGCUCAAGAGUGGGAAUUUUCCUGUUCUUGCAGCAAUGACACGAGAUAUUUUAGCUAUUCUAGUUCCAACAGUGGCAUCUAAAUCAACUUUCAACAUAAGUGGUCGUGUGUUAGAUGACUUUCGGAGUUCCUUAACUCCUAAGAUGGCACAAGCUCUAGUAUGCGCACAAGAUUGGCUAAGGCAAAAAAGAAAACAUGUCAAUAUUACUCUUGAUUGUGAGGAUUUAGAUGAAUUAAAGGAAGCGAAAGUAGAAUAUAAGAAGAAGUUACGUUCAUCACUUCUAGAUGGUUGACAUUUGCUAUUGUGCAUGUGAAGUUUCGGAUUUGUUUUUUAUGUUGCUUGUUGCUGCAAAUGCUAUUGGCUAUUACUAUAAAUACUGCUUUUGGAUUUGGUUUUUGGGUAGCUUAUUACUGCAAAUGCUGCUAGCUGUUGCUAUUUGGGUUGCUUGUUGUUGCAAGCUUGUAAAUGCUACUAGCUGUUAUUAUAAAUAUUGCUUUUGGAUUUGUUUUUUGGGUUACUUUUUGCUGCAAAUGUUGUUGGUUGUUGCUAUAAAUACUACUACUACUG
Messenger RNA from Rubroshorea leprosula, 2240 nucleotides. The record is from the annotation of a GenBank genome assembly. Lineage: Eukaryota; Viridiplantae; Streptophyta; Magnoliopsida; Malvales; Dipterocarpaceae.